Syngnathus typhle (broad-nosed pipefish) is the source of this 1667-nucleotide messenger RNA. RefSeq names its product H6 family homeobox 3a (gene hmx3a). Gene Ontology annotation, molecular function: DNA-binding transcription factor activity, RNA polymerase II-specific; RNA polymerase II transcription regulatory region sequence-specific DNA binding. The coding region runs from base 81 to 1061 and encodes 326 amino acids. Gene Ontology annotation, cellular component: nucleus. Gene Ontology annotation, biological process: regulation of transcription by RNA polymerase II. The record is from RefSeq and is a predicted model, not a curated record. The transcript has 2 exons. NCBI's taxonomy places the organism in Eukaryota, Metazoa, Chordata, Actinopteri, Syngnathiformes, Syngnathidae.
UUUCACCGCCAAGCAAAAGCAAAGCCAUACAAAAGAAAACAAAACAAAAACGAGACAACACAAAACAAGCCUCUGCCGCCAUGCCCGAGACCACGCAGGAGGCUCCGGCCAAAGACUCGCCCUUCUUCAUCAAGAACCUGCUCAACUGCGACAGCAAGCCGCCCAGCAAGCCCAAGCUACCGCCGCCGCUGCUGCUGCAUUCGUCGACGGCGCUGGCGGCCCAGCGGGCGGCCCUGGAGGCUGCCGGAGGCUUCUCCCUGUCGCAGAUGGCCGACUUCGGCUUCCCUCGAUUUGAGUUGCCGGCGCAGCGUUUCACUCUGCCCGCACACUACCUAGAGCGCACCUCGGCAUGGUGGUACCCCUACGCGCUCAACUCCUCCGCGCACAUCCACAGAAGUGAAGCCGCUGCAGAGAAGCUGCCAACCAGGAACUCGUCCCCGACAUCGGGCACGGACCGGGACUCUCCGGAGCUGCUGCUCAAGUCUGAACGUGAGACCAAAGACGACAACGACGACGACGACGACGACGAGCGCGCGGCCAGUAAAAGCGGCGACGAGAUCAUCCUGGAGGAAAGUGACUCGGACGAGGCUAAGAAGGACGAGCUGGACGACUGGAAGAAGCGCGACGACGACGGCGGUGGCGACAAGAAGCCGUGCCGCAAGAAGAAGACCCGCACCGUGUUCUCUCGCAGCCAAGUCUUCCAGCUGGAGUCCACUUUCGACAUGAAGCGCUACCUGAGCAGCUCGGAGCGCGCCGGCCUGGCCGCUUCGCUGCACCUGACCGAGACGCAGGUGAAGAUCUGGUUCCAAAACCGGCGCAACAAGUGGAAGCGGCAGCUGGCGGCCGAGCUGGAGGCGGCCAACCUGAGCCACGCCGCCGCGCAGAGGAUCGUGCGGGUGCCCAUCCUCUACCACGAGAACUCGGCGGCGGCGGCGGAGGGCGCGGCGGGCGCCGCCCCACCCGGCGUGCCCACCAGUCAGCCGCUGCUCACCUUCCCGCACCCGGGCGUCUACUACUCGCACCCCAUCGUCACCUCCGUGCCGCUCCUCAGACCCGUGUGAAAAAAAAAAAAAAAAAAACGAGGAUAAAAAACAAACAAAACAAAAACAAACUAUUUUUAUACUCGAUAAAGAAACACGCAAGAAAAACACUGAAAGGCCUGCAGGGACCUCUAAGGGUUUACAUGUGAUCCGACAAUUCAACCACAUUAUUAUUAUUAUUAUUAUUAUUAUUAUUAUUAUUAUUAUUAUUAUUAUUACCAUCAUCUCAGGAGUACCUGCUAACACUGCCUAAAGAGUGUCUAUUUUUUUAUUUCUUCAAUAUUUAGUUGUUGUUAAGAGUCCAAAAUAAGUCUUGUUCAUAAAACACUACAUUUUUUUUUUCAGUUUGUUCUCAUCAUGUGCAAUACAUCAUUCCAAACAAUAAUAUUUUGUACAUUUGACUUGAUUUGUUUCGACAAAGAGCUCGUGACGGGUGACAAUCAAGACACUCCCAACUGUACAUGCUGUGAUUGUUGAUUUGUGUCAUUAGGAUUAUAUAUAGUUUUUAAUUUUGAUGUAUAAAGUUGUAAAUGUAUAUAUUUAAUUAACAAUGAGACUGGCGACUUUUGUUUUGUUUCUUUGUACAGAAAAAACAUCGUUUCUUUUGAUAUUGUAUUGAUGAACCAC